This is a messenger RNA of Argentina anserina (silverweed cinquefoil), 1407 nucleotides long. Its product is annotated as putative protease Do-like 14. The transcript is spliced from 10 exons. Gene Ontology annotation, biological process: proteolysis. The coding region runs from base 125 to 1375 and encodes 416 amino acids. Gene Ontology annotation, molecular function: protein binding; serine-type endopeptidase activity. NCBI's taxonomy places the organism in Eukaryota, Viridiplantae, Streptophyta, Magnoliopsida, Rosales, Rosaceae. The record is from RefSeq and is a predicted model, not a curated record.
CCCUGACACCGUCACCAGAAAAAAGGCGGGGUUUCAAGAGCAGAGUACUAUAGCUGAGUGACAGAGUGAGCUUCCCCAACCAAAACCAUCGUCAUUCCUCGCUCACAAUCUUACAUCAUCAAACAUGAACCAAUUUCUGAGGAAGCUUUCAACUCCACACCAGAUUCUGGCCGUGGCUGCCGCCGGUUCGGCACUGUUGUACGCUAACAUCACCGGAAAAUCCAGAUGGUGGAUGGUGAGAUCGAUUCCUACACCGAUCAGGGAAUCAUUGCUACUUCCAUGGAAAUCAAAGCAAUGGGAUCAAUGCCCCUUUGGAUUGCUUCCAAUGUAUUGUCUUAGUGAUGGUUUGGUGGAGGAUGGUUCGGUUCUUCCACCGGACACCAUGAAAGGUGAUGCUUCUGGUGACCCCAUAGCUGAGGUGAGGCCAGAGCGUACGUAUGCCAAUGCAUUUGCCAAGGUCAGCCCUGCUGUGGUUCAUAUUCAUGCUCCAACUAGGGGCAAUUGCUCAGGAACAAUCAUUGAUAAGGACGGGACUGUCUUGACAUGCGCUCAUGCUUUUGUUGAUUUAGGAAAUUUUGGAGAUUCGUAUGAGGGGAAGGUGGAAAUAAACUUGCAAGAUGGCCGGAGACUUGAGGGUACUCUGGUGAAUGUAGAUGUACAUUCAGACAUUGCUAUUGUGAAGGUGGAUUCUAACACACCACUGCCAUCAGCUGAACUUGGUCGCUCGAGUAAAGUUCAACCAGGAGAGUGUGUCAUAGCUGUUGGAUCUCCAUAUACAUUCAGCAAUUCUGUCACGGCUGGUAUUGUAAGUUGUGCUGCUCGUAAAAACAGUGAUAUGCGUCCUGGUGGGUGGAGAGAGUAUAGAGAGUACAUCCAAACAGAUUGCUCAGUCAACCCGGGUAAUUCGGGAGGGCCCUUAGUGAAUAUGGAUGGAGAAGUUAUUGCUGUUAAUGUUUUGAUGGUGCGAAAUGCUGUUGGAUUGAAUUUUGCCGUACCAAUUGAUUCAGUAUUUAAAAUUAUGGAUCAGUUCAAGAAAAAUGGGAGGGUAGUUCGGCCUUGGCUUGGAGUUAAAAUGAUUGAGCUAAAUGAUAAAAUAAUCUCUCAGCUUGAAGAAAGAGGUUCUGCAUUUCCAAAUGUGAAGAAAGGAAUCUUUGUGCCUAUGGUAACUCCUGGAUCACCCGGUGAGCGUGCUGGGUUCCGACCUGGUGAUAUCGUCUCUGAAUUUGAUGGAAAAACUGUUGAAACUGUUCAUGAGAUCAUUGAUAUCGUUGGAGACAGAGUUGGGGAACCUUUGAAGGUUGUUGUAAAAAGAGUGAAGGAUGAGCAGGUGACACUGACUGUGAUCCCAGAGGAGUCAUCUGAUCCGGAUAUGUGAAUGAAUGAAGGUAUCAGGGGCUGUAUGUUUUA